UCUAACCAGUUUCCAUAUUUACAGACAAAACAGUCUCGAAUUUCACCGCAGUACAUAUAUGUAGAAAUAGAGAGCGUUCCUCGGCUAUUCACUUUCAUUUUCAACUGUUAGAACCUUAAAGGAGUAAUUAACCAAAAUAUGAAAGUUAGUUAAAACUUAUAUGACUUUGUUUCCUCAAUGAAAAAUAAAAGAAAAUACUUUAGACAAUGUAUUCACCAUUACCCAUACCAGUAUGGAAUGACAUGAGAACAGAAUUUUAUAUUUUGGGAAAACUAUUCCUUUAAACUUGCUUUAACAUUGGCUGUUAAGCUGAAAUUGUGUUUCAAUUUUUAAAAACAUUUCUGCCAACUUACACAUACUAUUUAAUCUCUUAUCUACGUAAACUGCUAUCCUUCCUCCACCCUUUUUUUUUUGAUCUAUAAAUAUGGGUGUGUUCUUGCCUCACUUGCUCCAUUUCACCUUUUCUUCUCACUUCAUUGUUUUAGAAAAUGGCAGAAUCUGACUAUCUGGACUACACCUGCACCCUCUGCGCAGACACCCACCGAGACCCCGUCACCAUCCCGUGUGGAGACACCUUCUGCCUGGAGUGCAUUAAGAUCUACUGGGACCAUUCUGACCACCUCGGUGUAUAUAGUUGUCCGCAGUGCCAGACGACUUUCACUCCUCGACCCACCCUCAGACGAAACGUGCCCCACGUAGGGAACCCGGAGCCCCGGCGGCCCCCACGUGAGCUCGCCCCGUUUCCAUACUUCAAGCGUGAUGCGCUGUGUGAUUUCUGUACCGGCCGGCGGAACAAAGCAGUCAAAUCGUGCCUGAUGUGUCUGGCUUAUUACUGUGAGACUCACAUCAAACCUCAUUACGAAUCAGCCACAUUUAAACGACACAAACUGGUGGAUGAGACGGGACACCUGGAUCGGAAGAUCUGCCCUCAGCAUGAAAAAGGCUUAGAGCUUUUCUGCCGCUCAGACCAGAUGUGCAUCUGUGUGCUGUGUACAGUAAGAGAACAUCGCAGCCACAACAUAGUCAGCGCAGAUGAUGAGCGCACAGAGAAACAGAAAGUCUUGGUGGCAACACAGACUGAGGUUCAGCAUAUUAUCCAAGAUCGGAUGAAAGAACUUCAAGAACUCAGACACAAUGUGGAUGUUCUAAAGGGAAAUGCACAGCGGGCUCAGACUGACAGUGAUAAAAUCUUCAGCGAGAUGUUACAGGCCGUAGAGCGCUGGCAUGCUGAGAUAAGCCAGCUCAUACAGGCCAACAUACAGGCCUCCAUGGCUCAGGCACAGGGUUACAUAGAGAGACUUGAACAAGAAAUCAUGGAGCUUCAGAAGAGAGAUGCUGAACUACGUCAAAUACUUGAUACCGAGGACAACAUUCAUUUCCUUCAGUAUUUUCCCACGCUAUCUGUUGCACCGGAGCCCAUGGUGCCCAAAGUGCUGAUAAACCCAGAGUUUUCCUUUAGUGAGAUCACCAAGACCGUCUCUGACAUGAAAGAACACCUGGACGACAUCUGCAAAAAAGAGCUGGGAAACAUCUCCAAACGAGUGAGUGACACCUCAGUUUAUAUCCUGAUUCCAAGAUCUGGAGGACGUCUGAAUGCUCCAAUAAGAACUGAUUUGCCAGAACCUAAAACAAGACCGGAUUUCAUCAAAUAUUCUUGUAAACUUACUUUUGAUCUCAACACUGCCUAUAAAGAGCUAGUCCUUUCAGACGGAAAUCGCCGGGUGACCCGGAAAAGAACAACCCAGUUCUACCCAGAUCACCCGGAGCGGUUUGAUGGAUUUUGCCAGAUCCUGUGCAAAGAGCCACUCAGCGGAAUACGCCAUUACUGGGAGGCAGAGUGGAAUGGUGAAUUUUCUAUUGGAGUUGCUUACAAGAGCAUUAGCCGCAAAGGUAAGAACUCAAACAGCCUUCUGGGAUACAAUGAUAAAUCCUGGAGCCUCCUAUGCUCAGACUCAGGAUACUCUGCCUGGCACAAUAAGAUGGAUAAAGAUCUGCCGAGUGCAGCCCGUGGCUCACGGAUCGGUGUGUACCUGGAUUACGCCGGAGGAUCUGUGUCCUUUUACUCUGUGUCUGAAACAAUGGAGCUCAUUCACAGAUUUAAAGCCAAGUUCUCAGAAGCAUUGUAUGCUGGGUUUGGUGUUGGAUCGACUGUAACUCUAUGCAUGCUGGAGAAAAACUAUAGAACAUACCACUAAUAGGUUCUGAGAUUUGACCCGGAGCUCUUUCAGACAAAAUCUUAGAAGGUGAACAGUCAAAAUUUAAGCAUCAUAUUGCAUUGAAGACCACAUUUGGCGGUGCUCUCAGAAAAACAUUUCGAGGUCACAUUUUGCCAUGUAAGAAAGAAAAAAAAAAAUGUAUUAUUUUGCAAAAUAAAAAGUCUAUUAGUAUUUUUUAACAGAAUUGAUCUAAUUUACCUCCCAGCUCUUAUUACUGUAAUUCAAAAUACUGAUAUAUAAUCAGUUAGUAAUUAAAUGAAAACACUAUGAUUACAGACUUGAUUUAAUUUCAUGUCAACCAUUAAAUGCAGCGCUAGAAAUGAGAAUUAUUAAAAUGGAAUGGAAAUGGGACAUUUCUUUGUGAGAUUCCUGAAAUGCAUCAGUAGAUAUGUUAAACAAAACAUCAAAGCUAAUCCAGUCAAGACAAUCCCUUUAUCUUCCUUUUUUUAAUUGUCAUGUUAAAAGCUACAAGCAAUCAAACUUCAAUAAACAUUCUGCAAUCUUUGGGUUUAGAUAAGACAGAAAAUGCAACUACAUCAUUUGAAAAGUGUGUAUUUGAGUGAUUGUGAGCAUGUAAAUAAAAUAAUCCUUCUUGUCA
This is a messenger RNA of Puntigrus tetrazona (Sumatra barb), 2814 nucleotides long. RefSeq names its product finTRIM family, member 84 (gene ftr84). The record is from RefSeq and is a predicted model, not a curated record. NCBI's taxonomy places the organism in Eukaryota, Metazoa, Chordata, Actinopteri, Cypriniformes, Cyprinidae. Gene Ontology annotation, molecular function: zinc ion binding; protein binding. The transcript is spliced from 8 exons. The coding region runs from base 489 to 2195 and encodes 568 amino acids.